AGUCUAGUCAUAUUGCAAUUCCCAAUCACACGUUUAAAAGUUUCAUUUCAAUUUCAACUACCAACAUACAGCUACAAUUAUUAUCCAAAUUCCAGAAAUCGAAUAUUCAAAAAAGGUCACAAUUUUUUUACAGACAACUCGCGAGUCGCCACAGACACAAAAACCCAAGAAUUAAAAACCACAGAGAAGUGCAAAAAAAGUAAAAAAGAUUGCACCUUUUGCUAAUUCUUACGGUUGAAUGCUUGUUACAACGCAAACCCAUUUUCCGAAAUCGUGUUUUGAAAACGUUUGUGUCUGUUUCUUCUUCAAUUUCAUCUCUUUGCUCACCCACAAGGUUGGUUCAGUUGGUAAAAAGUUGUUUCACACUCACAAGGUCGUGGAUUCAACUACCGUUGUCGAUGUGAAGACCUCUUUGGUGGGUACCUCUGUCAGCGCCCUUUGAGCCUUGAGGCCUGCCUUGACCUUGAUGAACUCAUGGAUCCCAACUCAUCUAAACUUUAUUCUGCAGCGGUUGAUGAACAUUAGUUAUGUUCAAAUCCUGUGAGACAUUCAAUUGGCGUUAACUGUUAAGGAAGCUUUGGAGGUACUUCUAAUCUUUAGAAGGAAAUAAUUAUUAGUAUAUUCAUUGUAGAAUUAUUGUGGGAUAUGAUGGAGGUAUGUGCUGAAAGUUCCCAUUCCAAUGGGAAACAAACUUUGAAGCAUUCUAAAUCUGCAGAUGAAGUUAAAAGAUCAAGUGAAAACACAUGCAGAUGUUCUCAUUCCAAAGGGAAGCAAAAUUUGAAGCAAACUUCCACUUUUGUUAAUCAUGCUGCAAUUGCUUGGCAUGAGAAUAGAAAAAAGUGGGUUGGCGAUAAGUCUAAGCAUCCACCAAAAACACCUAAGGAACCAAUUAUUAGCUGGUCAACAUCAUAUGAAGAUUUGCUUUCUACUAACGAACCUUUUGCCGAUCGAAUACCCUUGCCUGAGAUGGUAGAUUUUUUAGUUGAUAUUUGGCUUGAUGAAGAAGGCACAUUUGACUAAAUUGUUGAACUAGUCAAACAGUAACUGAAACAAGAAAUGUGUAAAGCCUUUUUAACCUUCAAUGACCUCAAUUAACCUCCUAGCACAGCAUGAUUUGAUGGAAUGAUAUUCUUCAUGGUUAAUUAUUUUUCCACCAUUUAUCUAGUGCAAAUUUCAUUAUUUAAAGUGAAAAUAUUUGUAUCUAUUUAAUUAUUUUGUAUCUGCUGAUCCAUCAGGAAACAUAAGUUCAUAUCCAUGUAUUAAAUACAUGUUAUGAUCAAUACUUCUCAGUCCUUACACAAUUAGAACACGUGCCUGGGUAAAGUUUAAAUGCGUCUUCUUGUAUGGUUUAAGUUGCA
Cicer arietinum (chickpea) is the source of this 1358-nucleotide messenger RNA. RefSeq lists its product as uncharacterized. The record is from RefSeq and is a predicted model, not a curated record. NCBI's taxonomy places the organism in Eukaryota, Viridiplantae, Streptophyta, Magnoliopsida, Fabales, Fabaceae.